Molecule: messenger RNA, 1539 nt
Organism: Solanum pennellii
Lineage: Eukaryota; Viridiplantae; Streptophyta; Magnoliopsida; Solanales; Solanaceae
Product: GDSL esterase/lipase At1g28590-like
Exons: 5
Coding region: 99-1241 (380 amino acids)
Molecular function (GO): hydrolase activity, acting on ester bonds
Source: RefSeq, a predicted model, not a curated record
ACUCCUUAGAGGAUUUCAAAAAAUAAUUUUGAACCCUCUAAAAUAUCCAAUAGCCAAAAAUACAAAAAACCAUUUUUUUUUAACUUGACAUAAUUUCCAUGGCUUCUUCUUCUAAUUCUUUAAUUUGUAUAAUUAUUUUGUUAAUUACAUCAUUUAAACAUGUUUAUGGAUGUUAUGAGUCGAUAAUUAGCUUUGGCGAUUCGUUAGCCGAUACCGGAAACUUAAUUCGCCUCUCAAAAUCCAAUAAAAUUGUUGCUUCAUCGGUUCUUCCUUAUGGUGAAACCUUCUUUCAUCAUCCUACCGGUCGAUUUUCCGAUGGUCGUCUCGUUAUAGAUUUUAUCGCGGAGGGUAUGGGAUUUCCACUUGUGCCACCCUAUGUUGGUGUUAUGAAAAACAUGUCAAGUAGCAAAAAUUCAAUAAGAGGAGUGAAUUUUGCAGUGGCAGGAACAACAGCUGUGGAUAUUUCAUAUUUAGAGAAAAGAGGAAUCAAAAAUCCAGCCACUAAUGUUUCAUUAGGAACUCAAUUGGAAUGGUUCAAACAAAUGUUACCAAUUUUGUGUGACUCACCAACAAGUUGCAAAGAAUAUCUUGAAAAUUCAUUAUUUUUAAUGGGAGAAAUUGGAGGAAAUGAUUAUAAUCAUCCAUUUUCUCAAGGAAAAUCAGGAGAAGAAGUUAAAUCACUUGUGCCUGCAGUUAUUUCAGCCAUUGGCCAAGGCAUUAAUGAAUUAAUUGAACUUGGAGCACAAACAUUGAUAGUACCUGGAAAUUUACCAAUUGGAUGUUCAGCUUCAUAUCUAACAAUUUUUAAAGAUUCAAAUAAAAAAGAUUAUGAUAAUUCAACUGGUUGUAUUAAUUGGUUAAAUGAAUUUGCUGAAUAUCAUAACCAAUUACUUCAACAAGAAAUUCAUAAACUUCGUGAAAUUCAUCCUCAUGCCAACAUAAUAUAUGCUGAUUACUACAAUGCAGCCAUGCAAAUUUACAAAUCUCCCAAAAAUUUUGGUUUUACAAGUACUAUUGUAGCAUGUUGUGGAGGGGGAGGUGUAUACAAUUAUGACUCAAAGAGACCAUGUGGAUCACCAUCUUCAAAUUAUUGUGAUACACCUUCUUCAUAUGUUAGUUGGGAUGGUGUACAUUUGACAGAGGCAGCAUAUAAAUUAAUAGCCAAAGGUUUAUUACAAGGUCCAUACACAAUUCCCCAAAUGAAUUAUGGACUUUAUAAUAAGGGAAUAUCAGACCAAUAGUGUAUAUUGUGUAUAUAUAAUUUGUCCAAUAUACAUUAGAGAUUUUUAUCUUGAAAAGUUGGAAUUGUAACAUACAUGGACCAACUUGUUUGAAAGUAGUCUUGUAGUUUUAGUUUUAUUCUUGAUAUGCAAAUGCAACUUCGUUUAAGUUUUUUACAAUUAUUCGAAUUAUUAUAGUCUAUAGAGAGAUGUACGGUUUUACGUGUAUCCAGUUUUAGCUAUUAUUAAUUUUGUAUAUAAGGGGAGUAUUAUGUAUUGUAAGAAUACAUCGUACAAAUUUAUAUUGAUUUUACGUUUA